Molecule: messenger RNA, 2712 nt
Organism: Adineta ricciae
Lineage: Eukaryota; Metazoa; Rotifera; Eurotatoria; Adinetida; Adinetidae
Source: the annotation of a GenBank genome assembly
AUGAUGCCGUUUUUGACAUCGGAUGCGGCGUGUCGUGUGACAUCACAGGAAAUCGUCAAAAUCUUGCAAACCGACGCGAAGGAUGGUUUAGAUGAAAACGAAAUCCAACGACGACGAAAGUAUUAUGGCUACAAUGAUUUCGAAGUGGAUGACGACGAACCUUUGUGGAAGAAGUACUUAGGUCAAUUCAAAGAACCGAUGAUUUUACUUCUACUUGCAUCAGCAGUUAUAUCUUUACUCAUGCGACAAUACGACGAUGCACUGUCGAUAACAAUCGCAAUCAUUAUCGUUGUUACAGUAGCGUUCAUUCAAGAAAAUCGUGCAGAAAAAGAAAUUGAAGCAUUGAGACGACUUGUCCCACCUAAAUGUGUCUGUAUACGUGAUGGAAAGAGUCAACAUAUCUAUGCGAGAGAUCUAGUCCCUGGUGACUUGUGUAUCUUGGAGAUUGGUGAUCGUGUUCCAGCUGAUUUACGUUUAACAGAAGCGAAUGAAAUGUCUGUCGAUGAAUCAUCGUUUACAGGUGAAACUAAACCAUCAAAUAAAUCAGUGGAACCAAUUUCAUUCAAUUCAAGGCAAACAUCGAUUAGUGAUCGACGAAAUAUUACUUUUAUGGGUACACAUGUACUUAGUGGAAAUGCUAAAGGCAUCGUGAUAUGCACAGGCGAAAAUUCAGAAUUUGGAAAAGUAUUUCAAAUGAUGCAACAGCAAGAAGCACCAAAAACACCAUUACAAAAAAGUAUGGACGCAUUGGGGAAACAACUAUCGUUCUAUUCAUUGAGUAUUAUUGGCUUUAUUGUGAUUGUUGGAUGGUUGCAAGGUCGGCAUCUUCUGGAAAUGUUUACUAUCGGUGUUAGUUUAGCCGUUGCUGCUAUACCAGAAGGUUUACCCAUCGUGGUAACUGUUACAUUGGCGUUAGGAGUGCAACGUAUGGCUAAACGAGAAGCUAUUGUGAAGAAAUUACCUAUUGUUGAAACACUCGGUUGUGUAACAGUUGUUUGUUCGGAUAAAACUGGAACAUUAACGAAAAACGAAAUGACAGUGACGAAUAUUUUGACUUCAGGCGGAGAAAUGGCUGAAGUUACUGGCUCAGGCUACAAUGGUGAAGGCGAUGUUUUGUGCAACCAUGAACGAGUGACUUAUGAUUCCCAUCCAUUAAUAUCCAAAAUAGUUGAAGUGGGUGCUGUUUGCAAUAACGCAGAAAUCAUUAACUGUGAACUUCGCGGUCAACCAACCGAAGGAGCUCUAAUUUGUGUGGCUAUGAAAAUGAAUCUUCCACACAUUCGUGAACAAUUUCACCGUGAACGUGAAUGGCCAUUUUCUCAUGAAAACAAAUGGAUGGCAGUGCAAUGUUCACCUAAAUAUAAUCCUAAUGAAACACGCUUGUAUCUGAAAGGAUCGAUUGAGCAAGUACUAAGAUUAUCCAAACGAUAUCUACAUCAUGGAGUAGCUGUGCAAAUUACCGAAGAGAAAGUUCGUGAAUUCAUUGUAGAUUCGAACCAACUAGCCGCAAAAGGACUACGAGUUUUGGCAAUGGCUACUGGAUCAUCUUUAGAAGAUCUAACCUUUGUCGGCAUGGUGGGAAUCAUUGAUCCAGAACGUGCACAGGUAGAAGAUGCUGUUGCUCAGUUGAAAGCUGGUGGGGUCAUUGUCAAGAUGAUAACUGGCGAUGCCGAAAAAACAGCAAAAGCAAUCGCUACUCGUUUAAAAAUUUACAAUGCGACGGAUCUAUCCAUAUCUGGUGAAGAUCUCGACCAUAUGAGUGCUGCUGACAUCCACCGACUUGUUUCUCAAGCAUCAAUCUUUUAUCGUGUUAGCCCGAAACAUAAAUUAACAAUUGUUAAAGCUUUGCAAGCACAGGGACAUAUUGUAGGUAUGACAGGCGAUGGUGUGAACGAUGCUGUUGCUCUCAAAGCAGCUGACAUCGGUAUCGCCAUGGGACAAACAGGAACCGAUGUUUGCAAAGAAGCAGCUGAUAUGAUUCUUGUCAAAGAUGACUUUUACACAAUUAUGGCAGCAAUCGAAGAAGGAAAAGCAAUCUUUCACAAUAUUCGAAAUUUUGUUCGAUUUCAAUUGAGCACGAGUAUUGCAGCCUUGAGUUUAAUCACACUUUCAACAGUAUUUCAUUUUCCUAAUCCAUUGAAUGCUAUGCAAAUUCUCUGGAUUAAUAUUAUCAUGGAUGGUCCGCCAGCGCAAAGUCUCGGCGUUGAACCUGUUGAUCAUGAUGUAUUAAAAAAGCCACCACGGCGAGUAACCGAUCCAAUGAUCGAUAGGAAACUAAUUGCAAACAUUCUCACCAGUGCAAUAGUGAUCGUUGUCGGAACUCUCUGCGUCUUCUAUGCAGAAAUGAGAGACGGAAAAGUAACGCCAAGAGAUACAACGAUGACAUUCACAUGUUUCGUCUUUUUCGAUAUGUUCAACGCACUGAGCUGUCGAUCUCAAACAAAAUUUAUAUUUGAAAUUGGACUCUUUUCGAAUCGAUUCUUUGUCGUCGCUGUAUUUCUUUCCAUUGUCGGGCAAUUAGCAGUGAUCUAUCUUCCACCAUUACAAUACGUUUUUCAAACAGAAGCAUUGAGUAUUGCAGAUUUGUUCUAUUUGACAUGUUUAACAUCAUCUGUGUUUCUGGUCAAUGAAUUUCGAAAAUUAAUCUCAAGAAUUCUUCUGAAACGCCAGCAUCAUCGUCAAACUCGAACAAUUAAUCAAUGGAUGGUGUAA